Molecule: messenger RNA, 1806 nt
Organism: Rhizopus microsporus ATCC 52813
Lineage: Eukaryota; Fungi; Mucoromycota; Mucoromycetes; Mucorales; Rhizopodaceae
Product: acetolactate synthase
Exons: 3
Coding region: 1-1806 (601 amino acids)
Biological process (GO): L-valine biosynthetic process
Cellular component (GO): acetolactate synthase complex; mitochondrion
Molecular function (GO): acetolactate synthase activity; magnesium ion binding; thiamine pyrophosphate binding
Source: RefSeq, a predicted model, not a curated record
AUGGACGAUUCAUUCGUAGGCAUGUCUGGUGGAGAAAUCUUUCAUGAAAUGAUGUUAAGACAUGGUGUGAAGCAUGUCUUUGGUUACCCUGGUGGUGCUAUCCUUCCUGUUUUCGACGCUAUUUAUGAAUCUAAAUAUUUUGAUUUUAUCCUGCCAAGACAUGAACAAGGUGCUGGACAUAUGGCUGAGGGUUACGCCAGAGCGACUGGUAAACCUGGCGUUGUCUUGGUUACUUCUGGUCCUGGUGCUACAAAUGUGAUGACACCUUUGGCUGAUGCCCUCGCUGACGGUAUUCCUCUCGUUGUCUUUUGUGGACAAGUGCCUACCUCAGCUAUUGGUACUGAUGCAUUCCAAGAAGCUGAUAUUGUCGGUAUUUCUCGUUCUUGUACAAAAUGGAAUGUCAUGGUAAAAGAUAUUGCAGAGCUUCCUCGCCGCAUCAAUGAAGCAUUCACCAUUGCUACCAGCGGUCGCCCUGGCCCAGUCCUUGUGGAUCUUCCUAAAGACGUAACAGCAGCUAUCUUGAAGCGACCCAUCCCUACCACCGCUCUCAUUCCUUCCCGCCCAACGACUAUUCCUAACACCGCUAUUGGUGCAUUCACAGAAGAGGCUCGUAGUCACGCUGUACCCACUUUAAAGCGUGCUAUAGACAUGAUCAAUAAGGCCAAACGGCCUGUUAUCUAUGCUGGUCAAGGUAUCACCGGUCAUCCUGAUGGACCUCAAAUGUUGAGAGCAUUGGCCAACAACGGUAAUAUCCCUGUCACAACUACGUUCCAGGGUUUGGGCUCCUUUGAUGAACUCGACAAGAAGUCACUCCAUAUGCUUGGUAUGCAUGGAUCCUGUUAUGCUAAUUUGGCUAUGCAAAAUGCAGAUCUUAUUAUUGCUCUUGGUGCCCGUUUUGACGAUCGUGUGACAGGUAAUGUAAAGGCAUUUGCUCCAGAAGCCAUAAAGGCCGCCAAGGAAGGUCGUGGUGGUAUUCUUCAUUUUGAAAUCAUGCCAAAGAAUAUCAACAAGGUCGUUGAAGCAACCGAGGCCAUUGAAGGCGAUGUUACAGAAAACUUGAAGCAAAUUCUUCCUCACAUUAAAGGUGCCGAACGCAAGGAGUGGUUUGAUCAAAUUGAUGAUUGGAAGAACAAAUACCCCUUCUAUUAUGAAAAGACCACAGACGACAGUCAACCACUCAAGCCUCAGCAGCUUAUUGAAGAACUUGAUCUUCAGACACGUGAUAAGAAAGACAAGGUCAUCGUCACCACCGGUGUCGGUCAACAUCAGAUGUGGGCUUGUCAGCUCUACCGUUGGACACAUCCUCGUACUUUCAUUUCCUCAGGCGGUUUAGGAACCAUGGGUUAUGGUCUUCCUUCUGCUAUCGGUGCCAAGGUUGCAAAGCCCGACCAUAUCGUCGUAGACAUUGAUGGUGAUGCCUCCUUUUCGAUGACUGCCAUGGAACUUGCCACCGCUGCUGAAUUCAACAUUGGUGUCAAGGUCUUGUUACUCAACAAUUCCUUCCAAGGCAUGGUGAAACAAUGGCAAGAUCUCUUUUACAAGGAAAGAUACUCUGGCACGAUCAUGAAAAAUCCUGAUUUUGUCAAAUUGGCAGAAUCUAUGGGCGUCAAGGCUCUUCGUGUGACAAAAGCUUCAGAAGUUCAAUCAAAGAUGAAGGAAUUUUUAGAAUACGAUGGUCCUAUCGUCAUGGACGCUGUUGUCUGUAAGAAGGAAGUUUUAUGGCCCAUGGUCCCUGCAGGAAGAGCCUUGGAUGAUUUCCUUGUUCAUCCUCAUAUUGCUGAGCGCAACAAAUCUAAUAAGCAGUAA